This is a messenger RNA of Rhopilema esculentum, 2821 nucleotides long. Its product is annotated as nuclear receptor subfamily 2 group F member 6. Lineage: Eukaryota; Metazoa; Cnidaria; Scyphozoa; Rhizostomeae; Rhizostomatidae. The record is from RefSeq and is a predicted model, not a curated record. Gene Ontology annotation, biological process: regulation of DNA-templated transcription. Gene Ontology annotation, molecular function: DNA-binding transcription factor activity; zinc ion binding; sequence-specific DNA binding.
GAUGAAGCGAGCAGUCAAAACCUAACGGUCAUCGACGGUUGAAAAUGCUUUUCUUUUGUAAGCAAAUCAGACCGAUCAACACGCGAGUACUUUAGGCGAUCAGUUGAACCGGUUCGUGUAACCAAAACAUUCUAGCGAUAAUCCCAGCCUUGGCCACAAGCCGGUAUCUUGGACAAUAACGGUGAUUCGCAAUUCAAUUCAAGGCAGCUGUUAGAUUGGCGUCCCCCGUUCAAAGGAACAGUGAACUUGAAAUGGCUAUAAACGAUCAAGCGAUCAUUGUUGUGUCAUAACCGUUCUGUUGUUCUCUGCACCGUGUGAGAGGCGAGCUAGCCGUCAAUGCAUGCAAAAGAAAUACGAAGUAACAGCACUACAACACUGGUCAUGAACUCUUCCGUGUUACCAGACAGAGCAAUCAAAGACGGUUUACCAAAACUUGCUAAGGAUUCUUGUAACACAUUUGCCUUGUGCAAGGUUUGUGGUGACCGUGCAUCUGGAAGACAUUAUGGUGUUUUGACAUGUGAUGGAUGUAGAGGAUUCUUCAAACGAAGUGUGAGAAGAAACAUUGAGUACGUCUGCAAAUUCCAAGGCAAGUGCAUCGUAGAUCUGAAGAGAAGAAAUCAAUGCCAGUCAUGCAGAUACCAAAGAUGCCUGCUUGUUGGGAUGAACAGACACUUUCAACAUGAAAGACUGCCCCGAAAGCAGAAAUUCUUCCAUUCUGAUGACAGCACUCACGAGGAGCCUCUUAAGAAGAAACAUUCUAUGUCCAGCCCAAGUGACGUCAGCAUUGAUUACCGCAUUAUACCAAAUCCAGGCCUUGUACCAAGCAAGUGUGGCCCUGUUCUCCCUAUUUCUCGCUUUUUCCAAACACCAUCGAUAGAGUUUCCAAAAGAAAACCAUCCACCAGUAUCUCUUCCAAAGAAACACAGUUAUUCAAUAGAAUCAUUGCUAGAUAUAGCCAAGAAAGACAAAACAACGCGAUACUAUGAAUCGUCCGUGAGCAGUUUUCCGAGCACACCCCCAGACAGCCCAACUGCCCUAGCAAAUUUUAACGACAGACUCUACGAAACACUUCAUCGGGUGCUGCAAAGUACUUUUUCGUGGCCAUGCACUAUAUCUACUUUUACCGAACUACCCAACGGGGAUAAGGCCAAGCUGCUUGAUGAAGCCUGGUCUGAACUUUUUUUGCUUGGCCUUAUAGAAAGUGAUAUUUCACCCUCCAUGUUUGCUGGAUAUCUGCAAAAUGUCAUUUGCCUAUUCAGAAGCAAAGAUGAUUUGAAGAAACUUGAAAAAUUCGAACAUGUGCUUCGAAAACUGAAGUCAUUAGGAAUUGAUCGCAAUGAAAUGGCAUUUCUAAAGGCAAUCGCCCUGUUCAAACCACAUUCGCAGUCUCUUGUGAUGCGCCAGCACAUAGAGAAUUUGCAGGACCAGGCACAAGUGAUGCUGAGCGACUACGCAAGACAAUGUCAUCCAGGCAAUACAGCUAGAUUCGGCAAACUGAUAUUAUCUCUACAGCUCCUGCUCACUGUCGAUCAAGGUCUGCUACGCAACUGCUUGCAACAACCACGCUCUUUUCUGCCAUUCUCAUUUCGCUACGACAAAGUAGGCAGCUAAACAUGGUUUCAUAAUGAAGACGAUUCAAAAAGGCACAUUAAAUGUGCAAUUGUAUAGCUAAUUUUUCUACCCGUUUUGGGGUGAUUUCCAGUCAUGUAUCAAAUGUAGUGUAGAUUUAAACCUAUAUGGAAUACAAAAUUUUACAAAAUGAGUCGUGUCACUUGUUAUUUGAUAUCAGUUGUUAUAUCGUAACUUUUAUUUGAAUGGUACUUUUUUAAAGCAGCGUUUUGUGUAAAUAUGUUGGAUUCAAAUUUACAAGAAAGCCUAAAAAUUUAAAUCCAGAUUUCCUUCAAAAAUGCCACUUUAACAUAGAAUCUGCACCAGGAGACAUUUACAACUAAGAUAUCCGUGCUCAGGCAAAAAUAUAGCAGAGGAUGAGACCCAAUAUUUUCUUUACCAAAACGUCGAAUCCAUGUACAAAUGCUCAGUUAACUUUUGCAGUUUUCGUUACCUCUCGCAAAUUAUUUCCCUGCAUGCAUUUUUACAUUAUCCAAAGCCCUCAACCUUUACAUUUGCAUAACUUGCCCCAAAUGGCACAAAGGCCCAAAUGGCCCAAUUUGAAACUCUUUUGAAUGUCAGCUUCACCCUUUGUAUUACUUAAAUGUAUUAACAGGCCUUGAAAUGUAUUUCCGCUGAGAAAUGGCAUUUGAUUUAUAUGUCACUUAUUCCAAAGAAAUUCAUUAUACGAGCAGAUCAGUCAAGAAAAAUCUUAAAGUAAUGCAAUGAUAUCAAAGCAUAUCCAACUUAACCCUUACAUUAAAAUUAAGUCAAUAAAAUAGGUAGAAUCUAAAAUUCUCACUAUAGUACCUAAAAACAUUAUACCUGCUAAGCCAUAUUAUCUUGAAAUCGUAGAUACCAGAAAGACCAAUCCGUGUGCUACAACCUCUCUCUCUCUCUCUCUCUCUCUCUCUCUCUCUCUCUCUCUCUCUCUCUCUCUCUCUCUCUCUCUCUCUCUCUCUCUCUCUGUGCGAAUUUUAACUCAAAUGCUUAAGUUACGUUGACUCAAAUCUGUUUUACAUCGAGCUAAAUGCGAGUGCAAUGGGACUUAGGAAGAUCUUAAAGUUUUCAUCACGUCUUUUAUUUGUAAGAUAGUUCCUUUUUGUAUUGUUAAAUAUCAUGUUUUGUAUUGCCUUUUCUGUUUGCCAUCGGGUUUUAUACUUUGUUAUGACCAUUUUUUAUCUUAUUUUCAUACAGAUAUUUUAUCUUGAAA